UGGCAACGUCGUUAGAUGCCGCCAAUAAAAUUAAAAACAAAUUUAUUGAAAUCUUAAGAAAAAUGCGACGUAGCUUGGCUCCUAGCCAAAAUCGAUCUGUAAAACUGCGUCCAAGUUGCGAUUUUACGCCGCCCCUUCAAAAUAAAAGAAUUCGUAGUUGUCAAGAGCAGCUUGAUCGAAAACAGAAACAAAAUAAACGGGUAGUACCAUUAAGUGAAUAUGAGCUCGCUAUUGCCAAAGUACUUUCGCGUCCAUUCAGAGUUCCAAUUGCGGAUUAUGUGCCAGAUUACAAUGGAGGUAACCGGUGUCUUGGCAUGCGACGUAGCAAUGUACGAAAAGCAUUACAUGACCCACAAGCAUGUAAUGCUUUAGUCCUGUAUACACCUCCAAAUUAUACAGAACAUGAACGUCUCACAAUGGAUUCGAACAAAAUACAGGUACAUGUCGUUGUCGAUCCCCUAUUAAGCAAUAUUCUCAGGCCACAUCAACGGGAGGGAGUACGUUUUAUGUAUGAAUGUGUAGAAGGCCAUCGAGGGACAUUCAAUGGUUGUAUAAUGGCUGAUGAAAUGGGGUUGGGCAAGACCUUACAAUGCGUUACGUUGGUUUGGACGUUACUGCGUCAGGGUCCAUAUUGUAAACCUGCUAUUUCUAAGGCUAUCGUUGUAUCUCCGUCCUCAUUGGUAAAAAAUUGGGAAAAGGAGUUUAAUAAAUGGUUGCACGGACGCUUGCAUUGUCUUGCCAUUGAAGGUGGUUCAAAAGAAGAUACCAUACGCGCUCUAGAACAAUUUAUAGUUGAUAGUGGUCAACGCUGUGGUACACCAGUACUUUUAAUAAGUUAUGAGACGUUUCGAAUAUACGCAAAUAUACUGUGUAGAAACGAAAUGGGCAUGGUUAUCUGUGAUGAGGGGCACCGCUUGAAGAAUAGUGACAAUUUGACAUAUCAAGCGCUAAUGGGAUUAAAGACGAAACGGCGAGUUUUGCUCUCAGGAACACCAAUACAAAAUGACCUUACAGAAUAUUUUAGUUUAGUAAAUUUUGUAAAUCCCGCCAUGUUGGGCUCAGCCGCCGAUUUCAAGAGGAAUUUCGAAAAUCCUAUAUUACGUGGUCAAAAUGCAGACUCUACAGAUAAAGAGCGUGAACGAGCUGUAGAGAAAACACAAGAACUAAUUCGCCUAGUGAAUACAUGUAUUAUACGACGCACCAAUCAGAUACUCACAAAAUAUUUACCAGUUAAAUUUGAAAUGGUAAUCUGUGCUAAACUAAGUGGUACACAAAUGAAUUUGUAUAGAAAUUUUAUUAAGUCUGAUAAAAUCAGAAGAAGCUUAGCCGAUUGCAAUGAAAAGGCUUCAUUAACUGCGCUCGCUGAUAUUACUACGCUGAAAAAACUGUGCAGUCAUCCGGAUCUUAUUUAUGAAAAGGUUUUGGCACGCGAAAAUGGAUUUGAAAACUCGCAUGAUUUGUUCCCCUCAAAUUAUAAUCCCAAAGAUUUCAGUCCCGAGAUGAGUGGCAAGUUUAUGCUGCUUGACUUUAUGUUAGCUUCAAUACGGGCAAAUAGUGAUGACAAAGUGGUGCUUAUAUCGAAUUAUACGCAAACGUUGGAAUUAUUCGAGAAACUAGCACGAAAAAGAAAAUACAGCUAUGUCCGGCUCGAUGGUUCUAUGACAAUAAAGAAGCGCAGUAAAGUAGUGGAUAAAUUUAAUGAUCCUGAAUCUGACUGUUUUCUCUUCAUGUUGAGUUCGAAAGCUGGUGGUUGUGGCUUAAAUUUAAUUGGAGCUAAUCGUCUCUUCAUGUUUGAUCCCGAUUGGAACCCCGCAAACGAUGAGCAGGCAAUGGCUCGGGUUUGGCGUGAUGGUCAAAAAAAGCCAUGUUAUAUAUAUCGUUUGGUAGCCACUGGCUCGAUUGAAGAGAAAAUUUUGCAACGACAGACUCAUAAAAAAUCAUUAUCGAGCACAAUAAUUGAUAAUAAUGAAAGCAAUGAGAAACAUUUCACACGUGAAGAUCUUAAGGAUCUUUUCCGUUACGAUGCUGAUAUCUUGUCCGAUACACAUAUUAAGUUAAAGUGUAAACGUUGUGUUAAUAAUAUACAAAUGCAACCGCCCCCUGAAGAUAGCGACUGCACUGUACAUUUAUCUCACUGGUAUCACUGUUCCAACAACAAAGGGCUGCCGGACACCAUUUUAUCCCAGGCAUGGCUCUCGAGUAAAUGCGUCUCCUUUGUCUUCCAUCACCGGUCGCAAGGAGAGGUAAAAGUAAAAGAAUGCAGGGAUAAGGAAAAUAUAUCGGGUCAUUGCAAUAGUGCCAAAAAUAAUAGAAAUCAUAAUGAGUGCGAGGAUAUUGAUUCUGACUAUGAACCGGAAGACCAAGCUGAUAGUGAUUACGCGUAACCUUAAUUUAAAUCUGAAAUUUGAAAGCGAAAAAGGUGUACAAAUCUAUGUAUAUAAUUUUUUCAAUUAACUUCUUCACCAACCAUAAUAUGUGACUUCGCUUUUCUUCUGAUUUCGUGUAUCAUUGUGAUUGGUGCAUAAUUAUGAUUAAAACCCAAGAACGAGGAUUCUUUUGUCGCCUAAAUCGGUGUUCGAAGGAAACCUGUCGCUUCAGCUGCUGUAGCGGCAGAAUACUGCCGCUCGAGUUUGGGUGGCAAGCUUUGUGUUCUUUUUCACGACAGUUUGAUGCACCGGGUAAACAAAAUGCGGAAAAUCGUUGUUGGACCCUAUGCUCGCGUUAACGGAAUCUGCGGCAUUAAAAGAACAUUUGACGAAAAUGAGCGACAAAAGAGUCCGCAUGUAACCCAGUCUAAUACUGUGAACCAAUAAAGUGAUUGAUGUAGUAAAAAGUAAACUUUGUGACAAUUUUAUCGCACAUAAUUUUGUAUCCCGAAAUGGAGCAGUU
Messenger RNA from Bactrocera tryoni, 2889 nucleotides. RefSeq names its product DNA repair and recombination protein RAD54-like (gene okr). Bases 63 to 2384 code for a protein of 773 amino acids. Gene Ontology annotation, cellular component: nucleus. The transcript is spliced from 7 exons. Gene Ontology annotation, biological process: double-strand break repair via synthesis-dependent strand annealing; reciprocal meiotic recombination. NCBI's taxonomy places the organism in Eukaryota, Metazoa, Arthropoda, Insecta, Diptera, Tephritidae. Gene Ontology annotation, molecular function: ATP-dependent chromatin remodeler activity; DNA translocase activity; ATP binding. The record is from RefSeq and is a predicted model, not a curated record.